Messenger RNA from Sycon ciliatum, 2847 nucleotides. Its product is annotated as deoxyribodipyrimidine photo-lyase-like. Bases 670 to 2211 code for a protein of 513 amino acids. The record is from RefSeq and is a predicted model, not a curated record. Gene Ontology annotation, biological process: photoreactive repair. NCBI's taxonomy places the organism in Eukaryota, Metazoa, Porifera, Calcarea, Leucosolenida, Sycettidae. The transcript has 2 exons. Gene Ontology annotation, molecular function: deoxyribodipyrimidine photo-lyase activity.
UAUCCCGUGGCAAACGUGCACGUGAUCCAGGUGAAACGACGUGAUUACAUUCGUGACUACAUGUAUUCUGUCAUGGUGAUUUGCAGUGUGUCAUUUCGGUGUUGAGUCAGAUGACAUCUGACUGUUUUGUCAUAUCGACUCACAAGUAACGAAAACAAAGGAACUUGAUUGCAGAAGGGACGGAGGGCCAGCGGCUAGAUCAUCACACUACCAGUGAGUGGUCACUUACAAGCAGGGAGUACAUGUAGUAAAAUACAUAUUUUACUACUCCCUGCUUACAAGUAGGCUCCGUCUACGUUUCUUUGUGUAGCAUACAUGUACCAGUAUUGCCACAGUGAUUACUCGUAUAUGUGGAUCCGAUGUCUACCAUGAUCUACUUGUACUUGUAGCAGCUAAAUAAGCUGUUACCCGAGUCAGUGACUCAAUCAGUGUGUACUGGGCUGUGGAGUACAAGGCAGAAGCUCAUCUCCGCCGUUCACAGCGGGUAGAGCUAGCAGCCGGUUUGGCCGGACCACUGUUGCCAAAAGGUAUUACACGCCUGUGAAUACAGUGGCGGUCAUCUUCAGCACAAUUGGUGGCAGGCUUUUUAGAUCAGCAGCAGCAGCAGCAGCAGCAGCACAUUCCCGCCACAGCAGCUGCACCGACAGUCUGCUCUCACCUCUAGCCAAGAUGUCGAAAACACAAGCAGGAGGUGUAUCUGUGGAGGGUGUGCAGGCCGAAAGAGUGCGUAGCCUGAAUGAGAAAGACUGUGUGGCUGGUGGUCAUUAUGUCCUGUACUGGAUGCAGGCAUCAGUUCGCUGUGACUUCAACCAUGCUCUAGAGUUUGCCAUUGCCCGUGCCAAUGCGUUGAACAAGCCGUUAGCAUGUUGUUUCGGAUUGACAGAUGGCUACCCGGAGGCAAACGAGCGACACUACGCCUUCAUGCUUCAGGGACUUGCCGAGGUUCAAUCGGACCUUCUGCGACUGCGGCACAUCAACUUGGAUGUGUUCAAAGGCUCGCCGGAGGCUGUUGUGUCGGAGCUGAGCAAUGACGCGUGCGAAGUCGUGACGGACAUGGGCUAUAUGCGCAUUCAGCGUUCAUGGCGAACACGUCUGGCCGAGAGAGCACUGUGCAACGUGUGGCAGAUUGAAUCGGAUAUUGUUGUGCCUGUCGAAACAGCAUCGGACAAGGAGGAGUUCGCUGCUCGAACUAUUCGCGGCAAGAUCCAAUCAGUUGCAAGCAAAUACCUGAAGCCAGUAGAAUGUGUGGAACUGGAGGAUAUGUCCAUUGUGGACUUGCAAUCGAGAACGGCUGCACCAAAAUUGGACCUCUCAGAUGUUGAUGCCGCACUGGCAGGAUUGGACGUUGACCGAUCUGUGCCGCGUGUUUCAUCGUUCAUCGGCGGCCGGUCAGAAGCACAGCGGUGUCUCCAGCAGUUCAUUGAUACAAAGCUGUCCAAGUAUGGCGAAGGUCGCGACGAGCCAAUGGACAAUUCGCAAAGCUACCUCUCCGCUUAUCUCCACUUUGGCCAGAUCUCUCCAGUUGAGAUUAUCCUAGCUGUACGAGCAGCGAAGGCAUCCAAGACUGGCAAGGAUAACUUCAUAGAGCAGCUGAUGAUCCGGCGUGAGUUGGCCAUCAACUUCUGCUGGUACUGCCCGCAGUAUGACUCGCUGGAGUGCCUGCAUGACUGGGCAAAGACAACACUUGCCGCGCACCGGGAUGACAAACGCGACUAUGUGUACGACCUUGCAAGGCUGGAGAGCGGGCAGACGCACGACCCGUACUGGAACGCCAUUCAUCUGGAGAUGGUGGUCACGGGCAAGAUGCAUGGAUACUUCAGGAUGUACUGGGGCAAGAAGGUUCUCGAGUGGACCACGGACGUGGACACGGCGUUCAAGUGGCUACUGUACCUGAACAACAAAUAUGAGCUUGAUGGACGCGAUGCUAAUGGUUACACAGGCGUUGCCUGGAUUUUCGGCAAGCAUGACCGGGCCCACGCGGAACGCGCUGUCUAUGGCAAGGUGCGCUACAUGAGUCAAGAUGGUAUCAAGAGGAAAUUCAAGACGCUCCCGGCCUAUGUCAAGCACAUUGAGAAGCUAGCGGCAGACUACAAGAAGACGUAUGGCCCAAUCGGUGCGGUGAAAUCUGGAAAAGCCGGCCCGUCAGCAACUACCACUGCAUCUAGUGCUUCUUCUGCAAGUGAACCUCCUGCAAAGAAGAAGAGAAAGUGAACUUUCAAGUGUGGGGGUUGUAUUACCCUUUUGCCACCGUUGACGAAGAGCUUUUGAAAUCAGCAAAGCCCGGAUGCAUGAGCAUCUUCCCUCUUACUCUCCCCCUCUUUCUCUCUCACACGUAUGCACGCACGCGCACAUACGCGAGCGCGCACACACACACACACACACACAUGCCCCUUUCCAUAUAAUAUUAUACAAAGCAUCUGUCUGUGAGUGUCUACCCAUCAUAUCCUCAUCAUUAAUUUAUUCAUCUAUCUACAAGUACCAUCAAGAAAAAUAACCAUGCAGUGUGAUAAUGUUCUCAUGCUACUAUCCAUCUAUUUACCACGUGUGCCUUUGAGUUCUAUACUGGUAAUUUGGCCUAGUCUGUGACUCUUUGUGUAGUAUGCUAGCACAUCCUGUAUGACCGGUAUGUGUCUUGAUUACUACAUUGUAACAGUAGUACAAUGUAGUCAUAAUGCUCCUUUGUCUCUUGACGACUUGCGUCCCUGGAUUUUACAGUGUUCUUCCGUACCUUGUGCUCCUAUUUGAUACACACAUGCAUGGUGUGUGGAACACACUCAUGAGCUCUUGUGCGCCACAGUUCAUUUAUUAUUAUUAAUUAUUCCACGGCCAUGAUGCGUGCAUGUUCAA